AUCUUAUCUUGCAGUUGUAUGAGAAUUGACACAUUGUAUAAAGACAUGAUAAAAUCGCAUGUCGAACACUAUUUUUGCUCAGUUGGAUUUCGCAAAUUGGCUAAUUGGCAAAUAUGAGAGUGUUGGCGCCCGCUGUACUUUUUCUGUUUAUCGACAUAACUGUUGGCUUAGACUGCUUUAGUUGCCAACAUGUCAGGGAUCCUACACUUUGCCGUUCGAACAUCACGUGUUUAGCAAGCCAGUCUUGCUACCAGCAAAGCAGAUCAACGCCAUCCGGAAUCGUAUAUGACAUGGGCUGUAGGGAUGCACAAGUGUGCGCUGCACGUCUUACUGGAAAUUUGGUUGGACGAUCCGCAGAGAAACGUCAGGAUAUGAUUUGCCAUCAGUGCUGUUCAACCACAUUUUGUAACACACAGCUGUGUUUAAAACUUAGAUCAAACUCAUCAAGCAGUGGAAAUGACGAUGAAUUGCUUAUAAUGGACAACAGCAGUAACCAGGUCAUCUUCAUGGAUAUCCGCACACAAAAUUUUAAGGCUAUCAGUCUGUCGCCAACGUCCGUCAAUACUUCAAUACAACAUUUCGAUUACGAUCCUGUCUACAGAGACAUCUAUUGGGCAGACAAUGACGAACACAAACUAGUGAGGACAUCCGUGGAUUCCUUAAGCACGACGGAACUAUUAAGAUUGUCAUAUACCUCUGUCGUCACAGCAAUGGCAAUAGAUCCGGUAUCUCGACUUCUUUUUGUUGGCUCCGAUGGAACGGAUACUAUUGAUGUGGUGAGUCUGCCGACAUUGAAAAGGUCAACCAUUAUAGCCACAGAUAUAAACUAUCCAACUGACAUAGAGCUGGACAUCCGACAGAGAAAACUGUAUUGGAGUGACCGGUAUUAUAGUAAAAUUGAAGUGACAGAUUACGAUGGAAAAAAGAGGAAGACUGUUUUAGCCGGUCUUUCAAAUGUCUAUGGACUUGCGUUGGAUACAAAUAACAAUUUUAUUUACUGGGCCGAUGCUAAUACCCAAAGAAUAGAGAAGGUAAACAUUGAUGGCUCGCAACGACAGAACGUUACGAAAAUAAAUGGAACCAACUUUGUGUCGCUGGAGGUGGACAGAAACAUGCUUUAUUAUACUGACAGCAAUGCGAAGUCUGUCAUGGCGGUACCAGUGAGCGGAGGUGCUCCCCAUCUCUUCGGAAAGGAUGGGAUUGGUUCAUUGAUUGAUAUUAAAAAGAGUAAGGAUAUAGCCAGCACAUCAGGUUUGAGUAAUGGUUGCGCAAAUAACAACGGUGGUUGUGACCAUAUAUGCGUUCCUGUGCCGGAUACCACCAUAAUACGAUCAUGCUUAUGUACAGACGGCUACAAUCUGUCAUCAAAUGGCGUGACAUGCGUUGGGUUUCCAAUGAUGGUUCGGCUUGCUGGUUCAGGAAUAACAUACCAAGGUCGGGUGGAAGUAUCGAUUGACAACGGAGCGACUUGGGGGACUGUGUGUGACAACUACUUUGACUCUAAAGAAGCAAGUGUUGUUUGCCAAUCACUUGGAUUGUCCAGUGUGAACAGUACUGCUACGCUGAAUGCGUUCUUUGGUGCUGGUGUGUCCACGCAAGGACAACUAAUAUAUGGUAUUAAUUGUGGCGGCCACGAAAGUACGUUCGCCGAAUGUGGUCAUGAAGCAUUUGGCAAGCUCAAUUGUGGUCACUCAGAGGACGCCGGUGUUAUAUGUACACGAGAGGGCCCGGUAAGACUGGUUAAUUCCAAUUCCGCUGAUCAAGGGAGGGUGGAAGUCUUCAUAAAUAACGAAUGGGGAACGAUUUGUGACGACGGAUUUGAUUGGGUAGAAGCUGGGGUAAUUUGUGGAAUGCUGGGAUAUUCAAGGAAUGGGGCCGUGGCAGUAAGUUUUGGAUCAGGGUCAAACUCUCAACCGAUCCAUUUGGACAAUCUUGAUUGUGACGGCAAUGAGGAGACAAUCCUAGAAUGCAGGCACAAUGUCAUUGACAGAACAGACUGCUAUCACAAAGAAGACGUGGGAGUUGUUUGCCAAUCAGCCUUGCAUGCGCAGGUUCGCCUCGUUGGGAAUGGAUCAACCGAAUUGGAAGGCAGAGUCGAGAUUUCCCGAGAUCACGGGAUGUCAUGGAGUACUGUAUGUGAUGACUACUUUGGUAAUAAUGAAGCCAGGGUGGUAUGCAGAAUGCUAGGUUUCAGAAGUGACGUUGCUGGUUACUGGACUAGUUCGUAUUACGGACCAGGUUCUGCAUAUUCGUCGAUCCUUAAUUAUGACUGUGCCGGGGAUGAAACGUCCCUGUUGAAUUGCAAACCGAAAGCCGCGUCCUGUUCGCAUUCUGAAGAUGCUGGCGUUGUCUGCAACACACGAGAAGUAUUGCGCUUGGUUGGUGGAAGUUCGCCUUACGAAGGUCGGGUGGAAAUUUCGCUGGAUGGUGGCGUAACAUGGGGAACCAUCUGCAAUGACCUAUUUGAUCCGGCAGAUGCAGCGGUUGUCUGCAGUUUUCUCGGUUAUCAGAGAGUCGGCGCUGUCCCAAAAGCUGAUGGCUUCUUUGGUCCAGGCCAGUUGACCCAGGAGAUUCUACUCGACGACCUCGAUUGCAGAGGCAGCGAGGAAUCUCUCAUGGAUUGCACCCACCCAGCAGUUGGCUACAGCAACUGUAACCACAGCGAAGAUGUCGGCGUCAUAUGUCUUCAAUAAACAACAAAACAACCAGACCGCCAACCAGUUUUCCAUGACUUACAUCAAUAGGUGACUGCCACGGCAAUUGCAUCUGUACGUUAGACAGUGUAUUGAAAAGGCAAAAUAAAUUUUGUAUUGAUUAAAUUACCCGAAAUAAAUGGAAGCUUACUAUUC
Molecule: messenger RNA, 2849 nt
Organism: Dreissena polymorpha
Lineage: Eukaryota; Metazoa; Mollusca; Bivalvia; Myida; Dreissenidae
Product: deleted in malignant brain tumors 1 protein-like
Exons: 20
Coding region: 114-2693 (859 amino acids)
Cellular component (GO): membrane
Source: RefSeq, a predicted model, not a curated record